Molecule: messenger RNA, 1452 nt
Organism: Fusarium mangiferae
Lineage: Eukaryota; Fungi; Ascomycota; Sordariomycetes; Hypocreales; Nectriaceae
Exons: 5
Coding region: 1-1452 (483 amino acids)
Biological process (GO): transmembrane transport
Cellular component (GO): membrane
Molecular function (GO): transmembrane transporter activity
Source: RefSeq, a predicted model, not a curated record
AUGGAGUCUAAACAUGGAGACAAGCCUGUCUCUCAGCAACGUGUCUCUAAAGACCUUGUAGAUGGCGAGAUCGUCAAGCCUGGCUAUGCACUGGCUGAUGAUGAGGAGCUCACUAUUGCGAUGGCCAACUAUAUCCCUGAUACAGCCGAGGAGAGAAGUCUUGUUCGCAAGAUUGACUUUACUUUGCUGCCAUGCUUAUGGUGGAUGUAUGUCCUUGCAUACCUGGAUCGUGGAAAUAUCGCGAAUGCGAAUGCGGCUGGGAUGAGUGAGAGUCUCAACAUGAAGGACAACGACUACUCGCUUCUUGUGUACCUCUUUUUCGUCGGCUACUUCCUCUGCGAAGUCCCCUCCAACAUGAUCAUGAACAAAUGCCGCCCGUCAAUCUACCUUCCAACCAUCGUCUGGGUUUGGGGUUGCAUCGUCAUUGCCCUCUCACAAGCCAAGAACUACAACGGCUUCCUCGCCGGACGAUUCUUCCUCGGCUGUGGCGAAGCUGGUCUCUUCCCGGGUGCCAUCUACCUUUUGACGUGCUGGUACACCAAGAAGGAAAUUGGCAAGCGGUUUUGUAUUUUCUACACAUCUGGCUGCAUUGCUCCGGCUUUGGGUGGUAUCAUGGCCGGUGCCAUCGUCAAAGGUCUCGAAGGAGUCCGGGGUAUAUCCGGCUGGCGUUGGCUAUUCAUCGUGGAGGGCGCACUCACAGUGUUCUGUGGUUUCGGGCUAUAUUUUCUUCUACCGGACUAUCCCCGCAACGCCCGCUAUUUCUCCCUGGACCAGCGUCGCCUCGCGCAGAUUCGCAUCCUCGUGGAUCGGCAGGUCAGCGUCGGCAGCACAACACGCCGUAUGACUUCGUGGCAAGCCUUCAAGGCUGUUGUCACCGAUGGGAAGACAUGGUUCUUUCUUAUUGCAUACAGCAUCAUCAUCCUCGGCAUGUCCAUCUCUUACUUUGUUCCGACCAUUCUCAAGACCAUGGGCUAUACCAAGGUCACUGCGCAGUGGAUGACUGUCCCCAUCUGGAUCACCGGCGCCGUCUGUCAAUUGGCUCUGUCAUGGACCUCAGACAAGCUCCAAGACAGAAGAUGGCAUAGUUGCGGUCUUUACGGACUUGCAGCUGUCGCAUGCAUAAUCUCAGCCUUCGUUCACUCUGCCAUAGCCAAAUAUAUCAUGAUGUGCCUGCUUCGAGUCGUCCCAUUCCCCGACCAGAAGCGCUCCAUUGCUAUUGCCUUUGUCAACUCAUUUGGCCAUCUGGCCAUCAUCUACGGAAGUUAUUUGUGGCCCAGCACCAACGCUCCUCAGCACUUGGUCAGGUUUGCUACUCUGACGGCUACUUGCGGCUUCGGAUGUGUUAUCGCGAUUGUUGCGCCAUGGUACUUUGGGCUUCUACCCAAGGAGCCUGUCACCAAGGCCGAGCGAGAGCUGGUAGCUCUCCAACAGCAGGAUCAGCAACAGGAGUGA